Chlamydomonas reinhardtii is the source of this 3479-nucleotide messenger RNA. RefSeq lists its product as uncharacterized. Gene Ontology annotation, molecular function: glycosaminoglycan binding; N-acetylglucosamine-6-sulfatase activity. The coding region runs from base 123 to 2837 and encodes 904 amino acids. The record is from RefSeq and is a predicted model, not a curated record. The transcript has 21 exons. Lineage: Eukaryota; Viridiplantae; Chlorophyta; Chlorophyceae; Chlamydomonadales; Chlamydomonadaceae.
GAAAGCAUGAUGCGCUAGCACACACGCUGGAGUUGAAAUUCAUGCUUUGACUUUCGCAGUAUGGCGCUGUCCUGAACGUCGACGUGCCCCGGCAAGGUCGCAUUAGUCUUCUAGCAACUCACAUGAGGUCAUCAAAGCUGGGCUGGCAGAUGGUGGCGCGCUGGCACCUGGCGCUCUGUGCCACCAUCCUGCUUGCGGCAUGCGGUUGCGCGCAAGCCGCAAGCACCACCAAGCGGCCCAACAUCGUCCUCAUCAUGACAGAUGACCAGGACUACAUGCUCAACUCCACACACCCCUACUACAUGCCGCAGCUUCACCGCCUGGUGCGGCGCAGAGGCCUGGAGGUGCAACAUUUCAUCACGCCGGUGGCCAGCUGCUGCCCCGCCCGCACUGCCUUCCUGACUGGAAGGCACUGCCACAACACAAACAUGACAUCCAAUGCGUGGCCUCUAGGCGGCUACGUCAAGUUCAUGCGAGAUCAGCUGGACACAAACUACUUACCCGUGUGGCUGCAGGCCGCCGGCUACAACACUUACCUGGUGGGAAAGCUGCUCAACGGCUUCACACAGGACGCGGCCGCCAAGUUGGGCUGCCCACGUGGCUGGACCAGCCUGGACCCGCUUGCCAAGGGCGACGCCGGACCCAGCGAGGAACUGACGGCCAAGGGCAGCCCCACCUUCUUGCGCCGCUGCGACCCCAAGCAGCUGCAGGUGUACCCGGGUGCCAAUGAGGACGUCAUCAUCCGAGAAAAGACCCUGGAGUACAUCGAUGAGGCGGCCACCGCCGGCGCGCCGUUCUUCCUCUUCGUUCCCACCUUUGCGCCUCAUGACCAAUACUCGGGGGGUAGCGCCGCACUGCCUGAGGUGGAGCCCAAGUACCGCGGCCUGUUCAGCCAGGUGCCGCUGUUCAAGAGCCCCAACUUCGCACGCUCGGUGCCAAAGCAGAUUGGCUACUACUGGGCCUCGGGUGUGACUGAGCAGGUGGCAGCGAUCAGGACCCGCUACCGUGCACGGCUAGAGUCGCUGCGCACCGUGGAUGACACCAUUGCCGCGGUGGUGAGCCGGCUGGCGUGCCGCGGCCUCCUCGAGGACACAGUCAUCAUGUUCACAUCCGAUAACGGAUUCAAGCUGGGCAACCACAACAUCGCGCAGGAGAAGUUCACGCAGUACGAGGAGGACGUCCGAGUGCCCAUGCUCAUGGCGGGGCCCGGCAUCCCGCGCGGCGCCGCCACCGGGCCCGAGCUGCAGGCCUCGCUCACCGACCUCACCGCCACCAUCCUGGCGCUUGCGGGGGCCAGCACGGGCGCCACGGAGAUUGACGGCGCAGCACUGCCCCUCGCCGACCUGCUGGCUCGAGCCGGCAAGCCCGGGGCAGCGGCGGCAGCGGUUGGCUCCGGAGCCGUGCCGCCGGACAGCGAUUUGUCGUACUACUGCACACCGCCGCCGCCACCCGACCCACCGAUGCCACCCGCGCCGCCGUUGCCGCCAGUGGGCUCGGGCAAGCCCACACCCGCACAGCAAAGCGGCGGCGACCGGCGGCGGUCAGCGCGAAGUCGCAGUAUUAUGGCAAGCGCCGCAACGCUUCCCGCUGUCGAGGAGAACAUGAAUGGGCACGAGAACGCUCAGGCGGAGGCCGGCGGAGCUGCUGCGAUGGACGGCGGUGCGCUGGCUGGCUGGCAGAGGCCGGCGGGCUGGGCGUGGCACCAUGAGAUGUGGAUCCAGGACCACGCCGUGGGUCUGGGGCUGACGCAGUGGCUGCAAGAGCGGCGUUCCAACCUGACCGGCGGCCCAGCCCUUCACCACAACCAGCACCAGCAUCGUCAGCCGCAAGGUUUGCAGGCAGUGCCGGGCCAUCGGGCAGUGCAGGACCAGGUCCAGGGGCUGUGGGGCGACCUGCCGCCUGUGGAUCCGGCGCGGCUGUUGGAGUACUCGCUGGAAAGAGUGAGAGCGGCCCUUCGGGAGCUGGAGGCGGAGCAGCAGCAGCAGGCGGAACAGGCGGCCGGAGCGCAGCAAGCAUACAGCAGGGCAGCAGAGAACACGGCAGUGCGGGACGACGAAGAGGAAGGUGCAGCUGCCGAGGGGGAGGGGGAGGAGAGUGAGGAGGUGGCUUUGGAGGAGCAGGCAGUAAUGGCGGGUGCUCGGCGCCGGGUCGUGCAGCAGCGGCAACCGCCGCCGAGCCGGCUCGAUCGACCGAGUAAGGGCAAAGGCGGCAUGCCACGGUCACCGCCACAGCCUCCACCCCAGCCGCCAUCACCUCGGCCGUCACCGUCGCCGCUCACGCCUUCUGCGGCGCCUGUGACCAUGCCCAGUCUUGGGGAAUGGAGCAAUGUGGCGCUGAUCGAGUCUUGGCUGGAUGGCGUGUUCAAGGGCAAGUACUACCGCACUCUGCGCAUCUGCGCUGACUUCCUGGCCUUUGGGCCGCCCGCGGACGGCGGCGCCUGGACCUGCUACAAGUACACCAAGCUGUGCAACCCGGUGAAGAAGCAGGCGGCGAUGCCGACCCAGAUCGAGUUGUAUGACCUGGGACAGGACCCCGCGGAGGUUCGGGACAGGUCUCGGCCGCCUUACAGCGCCAUGACUCAGCGCCUGCUAGUGCGGCUGGAUGCCGUACUCACGGUAAUGUCGUACUGCAGCGGCGCCACGUGCAGGCAACCUUUCACGCGCAUCCAUCCCGACGGCGCCGUCUUGAACCUGACCGCCGCCAUGGACGCCAGAUACGACAGCUUGUACGACCGCUUCAAGCCCCUGACGUACAAGAAAUGCGCAAUUUACUACGACCCCAGGAAUGAGGACCCGGACCCCUACCUAGCCGGGCUGGGCAGCACCAGCAGCAGCUAGCCCCAGGACGCGGCCCCGGGUGGGGCACCGUACAAGCUGCAGAAGGAGGGCUUGGGGCGGACACGGGUUAUCUACGUUAAGCAGGGUGCGUAUAGCACUUUUACCUGCGGCGCUGAUAUGGCUUUGGAAUAACUGCAUCAUGCUCAUGGUGGAAAAAGUGUGGGCUGGUGCAAGGCGGUUGGAGUGAAGUGAUUGUGCGGCUGGAACGUGCAAGGGGGGGGUGGAUUAAGUUGUGGGGUUCUGAAGUUACUGAGUUACGGAGGCGGGGUGGGACUGGGCACGCAGGGAGUCAAAGCGUUGGCGGAGAGUGCUGAGGACAUGGCACCCCUGGUACGUGCCUGGUAGGAAGGCGAAAAUGCGGGGCGAAGAGGAGGAUAAUGUAUGCAUGUGGCUGUCGUGGCUCUGCGUGGUGAGCCUGGGCUAGCGAGCAGUGGAAGCGGUGUCGCUGGAGGCAGUCGGAGGUCGUCAAAGGCGUCAUUCAAUUAGGUAAUUUUGAGCCAUCCUUAGCCAGGGGGAUGGGGUCCACCUUCUUUGGUGCGAAGUUCGCAGAGUUCUGUCCGUUUCUUGGUUGCAACCGACAACUGACAGAAGGUUCGACGGACAAUCCUGACCCCAAUGCGAUUGCUGUAAGCUUAAAGAAAG